Molecule: messenger RNA, 810 nt
Organism: Condylostylus longicornis
Lineage: Eukaryota; Metazoa; Arthropoda; Insecta; Diptera; Dolichopodidae
Product: mitochondrial transcription rescue factor 1
Exons: 3
Coding region: 95-703 (202 amino acids)
Source: RefSeq, a predicted model, not a curated record
UUUUUUAUAAUAUCAAGGGUUAAUCAAAUCAUCUAAAUUGGUUAUGGUAUUUUUGUACAUAUUAAUGUAAUCCUGCUUGAAUCCAAAAUUAAGGAUGAGUGUUAGAUUAAUUGCUUCUCUUUCUUUAAGAAAAUGUAAAGCGUUCCGGAAUAUUUCAACCGUUAAUAUUUUAUAUAAAAAUAAGACUUUCUUAAAAGGCAAAAGUUCUUUAUAUAUGCACAAUGAUAUAACAACAUUCAAUGCUUCCAAAGAUUUUUUUCGUACAAAAUAUACAAAAAAAUCUUCACAUAUGAAAGAUGAAGACAGUGACGAAGAAGAUAAAAAUGAAAAUAUUUUUGCAGAUGAACAAGAUUCUAAAAUUGUUAAAACGAAAUUGAAUUCUCUGCGGACAGACCUAAUAUUAAAAGCAGGAUUAGGAAUAGCCAGGAAUAAAGUUGAGACUUAUUUUUAUGAAAGCAAGAUACGAGUUAAUGGAAAAAAAAUAUUGAAAAAAAGUGCUCAAUUGAAUAUUAACGACGAAGUGGAUAUUAUUAAAGGCUUCAGUCAAACGAAUCCAUCUCAUUUACUUGUGUCAAGAGUCAAAAUCUUGUCAGUAGAAGACCGCGAGGUAGAAUUGUUUGUGGCUAUGAGAAGAUAUAAAAGUUUGGUUAUUGAAAAUUAUGAAGGUUCAAAUGCUUACAAAUCUUCUGAAACACCAUUAUAAAAUUUUGCCAAAAUUGACAAAUUAUUUUCAAAGCGCAGCAAAAUUUAUUAAACUUUAAGUAGAUUAUUUUAUAAAAAAAUAUAUUAAAAAAUUUUAUUUGAAAUUAA